AUGAAUCCGAAUAGACUGAGUACAGCUCCUCUAUUGGAUAUGGAUAUUCCCAGCGGCUUACCACCAGCCCUAACACCGACCAGGUGCGAACCUCCACCUCCACCAGCAGCGACAAAAACAUACACAUGGCGUGAAUGGGGUGAGUGGCUAGUCAAAGAUGUGCCGAAAGAUAUAAAAAGGAAAGUCACCGGCGCGUACAGAAUAUUCAAAAACAAGGUUUUAAGUCUGUACGGUAAGCAAUCGACGGUAAAAUCAACAUUAGUCUCUAGCGCUAUCAAAAACAAAACUGCCAAAUGGAUGAUACCCGGUGAUGGAUUCAAGGAUCCCUGGGUCUUCUUAAACAACGCAAGACCUGAAGUGGAAAAGAUCGUCAACGAUGUUAAAGGUGCAAAGAAAGUAUAUCUAGUAUUAACCUGCGAACUCGUAAAAGAAGACUCGAAAACCAAACAGAAAACAUACACAACAUUCCACGGAAGAAGUAAUACUCACACAAUCACAGUUAACAUCGGCAGAGAGUAUGAAAAAAUGCGUGAAAAAGUGUUAGAAAGUCUGGCAAAAUUCCAAAAGAAUGGUAGUGGUUGGACGUUACACAGAGUGGAAAAGUUAGAAGUGUCUGUCACGAAGUAUGAACCGCUGGACGGGAAAUGAUAUACAACGCCGCUCCCGAAACCUCUAAAAGGGAAGAAAGCCAUCAUUAAUAUAAAAAAUGAGGACGACCAGUGUUUUAAAUGGGCAGUGACUAGAGCAUUAAACCCAGUAGAUGAUCAUGCAUAUAGAGUCACAAAAAUCUUAAAAUUACAGGCUGAAAAAUACAAUUGGGAAGACAUAGAGUUCCCAACAAAAGUUAAAGAUAUUCACAAAUGGGAAGAGAAAAAUAAUAUAGGCAUCAACGUAUUCGGAUACAAUGAGGAAACAAAAAAAUUAUAUACGUUAAAACUCGGAGAACAAGAAAAUCCUACGGAAACAGUAAAUCUAUACCUGCACGACGACAAUCACUACUGUACAAUCAAAGAUCUAGGUCGUCUCAUAGCAUCACAACUUAGCAAAAAAGAACAUUGAAAAUUUAUAUGUCUACGAUGUAUAAAUGCGUUCGGGACGGAAAUACUCCUAGCUGAACAUAUAGUACUAUGCGAAGAUCAUAAACUACAACGCCAUUAUUACCCAUCCAAAGGCAGCACAACAUUCUUCAAAAACUUUGAACGGCUACAUGAAGUACCAUUCAUGGUGAACGCAGAUUUCGAAUGCUUUCUAGAACCAAUGGAUCAUGUAGAAGAUGAUCCAACUAAGUCAUACAGAGUUCAAUAUCAAAAGCAUAAGCCUAGCGGAUUCUCAUACACGAUAAAAUGUAUGGAUGAGAGCGUUUACAAAACAAAAUUUGUAACAUACACGACACAAAAUAAGGAUGAUGAUAUUGGAAAGAUGUUCGUUGACUCACUGGAGGAAAAUCUGAAACUAGUGUACGAAAUUCUUAAAAAAGUAACACCAAUAAGCAUGACGGAAAAGGACGAAAAGAACUACAAUGAAUCUGAUAACUGUUAUGCAUGCAAUAUACAAUUCGGAACCGUCAGAAUAAAUGAAUGGAACGGUGAGGAAGCAAAAGUAAUUAAGUGUAGGGAUCACUGUCAUAUUACUGGCAAAUACCGAGGAGCUGCAUGCGACAAAUGUAACCGCCGAAUGAGAAUACCAAAAUUCGUGCCAAUACUGUUCCAUAAUCUGGAAGGUUACGAUGCACAUUUGUUUGUAAAAAGCCUAGGACUCAGUGAGGGUGAUAUUAAUUGUACUCCAAAAACAGACGAAAAGUAUAUAUCGUUCAGUAAGAGAAUCCCUAUGGAGACUAUCGAACUGGAAGAUGGAGAGAAAACACUGUAUUUGGAAAUGCGGUUCCUGGACUCGUAUAAGUUCACGCUCGCAUCACUCGACUCUCUUGCCAACACGCUCGGUAAGGAUGACUUCUACCCACUAGAAAGUCAAAUGGAACACUCAGGAAUAGAAUUAUUAAAAAGAAAAGGGGUGUUUCCAUAUGAAUUUAUGACAGAUUAUGACAAAUUACAAUAUGAUAGGUUACCCAGUAAGAAAGAAUUUUACAGCAAAUUAAAUAACACAGACAUCAGCGAUGAGGACUAUGAACAUGGCCAAAAAGUUUGGAAGACGUUCGACUGCAAAACGAUGCGUGACUACCACGAUCUAUACCUCAAGACAGACGUACAGCUUCUCACAGACAUCAUGUGUAAGUUUAGGAAAACAUGUAUGGAAAACUACGGAUUAGAUCCACUACAUUACUACACCGCGCCAGGGCUCGCGUGGGACGCCGCAUUAAAAAUCACAGGAAUAGAAUUAGAACUCAUUCAUGACCCUACCAUGUAUCUCAUGAUAGAGAAAGGAAUACGAGGUGGAGUCAGCACGAUAAUGAAAAGAUACGCGAAGGCAAAUAACAAAUAUAUGAAAAAUUAUGAUCCGAAAAAGGAUAACAUAUACAUACCAUACUUAGACGCCAACAACUUAUAUGGAUGGGCAAUGAGUCAACCAUUACCAGUCAGAAACUUCAAAUGGAUGACAGAGUUCGAACUAAGCAACUGGGAAAACAUUCCAUGCAUACUGGAAGUGGACCUGGAAUAUCCAGAAAAUCUACAUGACAUCCACAACGAAUAUCCACUCGCACCGGAAAGCAUAGAAGUAAAUAAAGUCAAGAAAUUAAUCCCAAACUUAAACGAUAAGAAAAACUAUGUAUUGCAUUAUAGAAACCUGAAACUAUAUCUAGAAUUAGGACUAAAACUAACAAAAGUACAUCGAUCGCGGGGUAAAGUUUGAAGAAAGUCCAUGGUUAGCAAAAUAUAUACAACUUAACACAAAUCUUAGAGCAAAAGGUACAACAGAUUUCGAAAAGAACUUCUUUAAACUAAUGAAUAACUCAGUAUUUGGAAAGACCAUGGAGAACGUUCGGAAUAGAGUAAACGUCAAGCUGGUGACCACUGAGGAGCAGUUAAACAAACUCGCGAAAAAGCCACACUUCAAAGGCGUAAACAUUUUCACAGAAAACUUAAUCGCCGUUCACAUGGAAAAAACCACUGUCAAACUUGUAAAACCUAUAUACCUAGGAAUGAGCAGCUUAGACCUAAGCAAAACACUCAUGUAUAACUUUCACUAUAACUACAUCAAACCAAAAUAUGGUAAUAAUGCAAACCUGCUCUGCACAGACACAGACAGUUUAUGCUAUGAAAUUAAAACGAAAGAUUUCUACAAGGGCAUCACACCGGAUGUUGAAAAAUGGUUCGAUACAAGCAACUACGACAAAGACCACAGCAGUGGAAUACCAGUUGGUAAAAAUAUGAAAGUCGUAGGUAUGAUGAAAGAUGAAUGUGGAGGAGAAUAAAUCUCAGAGUUCGUCGGACUCCGUAAUAAGCUGUAUGCCUAUAAAAUGGAUGAAGGAGAAGAGAAAAAGAAAUGUAAAGGUGUGAAAAAGUGCGUAGUCAAAAAUGAAAUAGUAUUCGAGAAUUAUAAAAAUUGUCUAUUCUCAGGAGCAAAACAAUACAGAACAAUGAAUACAUUCCGAAGUCGGCAGCAUGAAAUAACAACGGAAAGAAUUAACAAAACGGCACUUUCGGCAAACGAUGAUAAGCGUGUUAUACUAUCCGACGGAAUACAUACUCUAGCAAUAGGACACUUUCGACUCUCCCGGAAGGAUUAAAAAAAAUAGUUUCAAAAGUAGUGAUGACGUCAUCAUUGAAUUCUUUGGAAAAUGAUUACGUGAUUGAUGACGUCAUCAUUAAAUUCUUUGGAAAAGAAAUGCGUUAG
Molecule: messenger RNA, 3792 nt
Organism: Paramuricea clavata
Lineage: Eukaryota; Metazoa; Cnidaria; Anthozoa; Malacalcyonacea; Plexauridae
Source: the annotation of a GenBank genome assembly